Molecule: messenger RNA, 584 nt
Organism: Psylliodes chrysocephalus
Lineage: Eukaryota; Metazoa; Arthropoda; Insecta; Coleoptera; Chrysomelidae
Source: the annotation of a GenBank genome assembly
CAGAUUUCGCCGCUCUAGCGGAACAUUUUUGUAUUAGUCCUUUUUUAGUCGUGUUUACGAAAGGUGAAUGGUUCAUCGGUAAACUCGAAAUAAAUCCUAGCCAUGGUGCGUAUGAACGUUUUGAGCGAUGCUCUUAAAUCUAUAAACAAUGCAGAAAAACGUGGUAAAAGACAAGUACUCAUUCGUCCCUCGUCAAAGGUGGUAGUUAAGUUUUUAACAGUAAUGAUGAAGCAUGGAUACAUUGGUGAAUUUGAAAUUGUGGAUGAUCACAGGAGUGGAAAGAUUGUAGUAAAUUUGACUGGAAGGUUAAAUAAAUGUGGAGUAAUAUCACCUAGAUUCGAUGUUCCAAUUAGGCAUAUUGAGAAAUGGACAAAUAACUUGUUACCUUCACGUCAGUUUGGGUAUGUUGUACUGACGACCAGUGGAGGUAUCAUGGACCACGAAGAGGCAAGAAGGAAACAUCUUGGAGGAAAAAUUCUUGGAUUUUUCUUCUAAUUAUAGUUAAUAAAAUUUGUUUAAAAAACUAUUUUUUCUUUAUAUUUAAACCCUUUGAAGCCCCUUGGUCAUUAUUUAUCAAUUGAACU